UGGCACUGCAGGGUCGGGUGGCCAUUUAUAAACGGCCUCCCCGCACCCCUGCUUGUGCGCGCUGUGUCCCUGGACACAGUGAAACACCGAUCGUCGGACGGGACCUCUGUACGAGUAAACAAGAUGUCACUUGUGACAUCAUUGCUUACUACGUGUGAAAUCUGUGAAUGAUCACAGAGGUCACAUGGUACAAGGCUAUUCACAACAGCCUUGUACCAUGUGACAAGCUGUGACCAAUCACAGCUCACUCAGUAC
Molecule: messenger RNA, 255 nt
Organism: Staurois parvus
Lineage: Eukaryota; Metazoa; Chordata; Amphibia; Anura; Ranidae
Source: the annotation of a GenBank genome assembly